Messenger RNA from Cryptomeria japonica (Japanese cedar), 597 nucleotides. RefSeq lists its product as uncharacterized. Bases 1 to 597 code for a protein of 198 amino acids. The transcript is spliced from 3 exons. The record is from RefSeq and is a predicted model, not a curated record. Lineage: Eukaryota; Viridiplantae; Streptophyta; Pinopsida; Cupressales; Cupressaceae.
AUGGGGUAUGAGGUUGAUGAAGCUACUUUGGAUGCCUACGCACAACACUUGCUAAACACUUUGGUAGACACCAAGGAGGAAAGGUUCAAAACCUGCAAGGAGAAAUCAAUGGAGUUGCACUCCAAGUUCAUCAAACUGGCAAGGAAGAGGAAAGUUACAAAGAUUGUAGAAGACAUUCUUGUUGAAGAAGGAUAUCCUCGAGAGAAAUUCAGAGCUACUAGAGUUGUGAGGGAUGCAGUUGAAAAAAGAAAGAAACAAAAGACUGCCCCUGCUCCAGUUAAGGUGAAGGCACCGAAGAAAGGAGAAUUUGGCAGAGUUAUCCGAAAAUCCCAAUCUGGUGGUGAGAAGAAGAGGGAAAAGGAGAAGAAGGCUAAAUCAGACCCUACUAGGAGGCCUACAAGAGGAAGGCGGGUUAAGAUUCAACCGGAGUCUAGUGAUAAAAAAAGAGGAGGCAAGGAAAGAGACAAAAGAAAUAUGGAGAAAAUUAUUCUGAAUGAUCCUCUAUACAAAGAUGCACUUAAGCCAUCUCAGUCAGAAAAUCCUCGGGCAUAUGAUGUAAAUAAGGAGGAGGAUACUCAAGAUGUUGCAGAGCAAUAA